Molecule: messenger RNA, 318 nt
Organism: Phymastichus coffea
Lineage: Eukaryota; Metazoa; Arthropoda; Insecta; Hymenoptera; Eulophidae
Exons: 3
Coding region: 34-306 (90 amino acids)
Source: RefSeq, a predicted model, not a curated record
AAAUUACAAAAUGUUUAAUUACACUGUAAAGAUAUGUCAGUUGUCGAAAAUAAAGAAGCGCCCGAGGUUUCUCGAAAUGACUUGAUUAAAAUCAUACAAAAAAGUCAAUUUUUCCGUGAUAUAUUUUUUGAGCAACCCGAUCCGAUGAGCAUUCAAUUUGGACACGUUUGUGAAAAUCCCAAUGAAUGGGAACAACGAUUCGAGCAGAGAGAUUUUGUUGAAAAUCAUCAUCAAGGAAAGAUGAGAUGGGGAAAUAAAAAUGGUGAUUACGGAGAACAUUAUUGGGAUUUCGGACACGCAGGUUGAUUAAAGGAAUUG